Abrus precatorius (Indian licorice) is the source of this 1458-nucleotide messenger RNA. RefSeq lists its product as uncharacterized. The coding region runs from base 1 to 1458 and encodes 485 amino acids. NCBI's taxonomy places the organism in Eukaryota, Viridiplantae, Streptophyta, Magnoliopsida, Fabales, Fabaceae. The record is from RefSeq and is a predicted model, not a curated record. The transcript is spliced from 2 exons.
AUGGCAUCUGCUAGCUUUCAGUGGCACACAACUGACACUUACAACUUCAAGAGAAAGGAAGCUGCACCAGUCUAUCAACCAGAGAGCAACAACCCAUUGGUAACCCAAAUGGUAGCUCUCACAAAGCAACUGGAGUGUUUAAUGAGAGCACAAGAUCAACCCACAAAGUCGGCGCAUAAUACAGAGCUUGAUCAGGAGGAGGCGAACUUUAUGGGUAAUAAUUAUAAUUCAGGAUGGCGCAAUAGCAAUACAAAUCCUUGGGGAAGUUGCCAAGGAAAUCAGAAUGCGCCCUAUCGACCCCCUCAUGUGCAAAAUCAAGGGGAGAAGCUAGAAAGAAGAGAAGCUCCUAGAUUCCAAUCCAAUUUUCAAGAACAGAUGAUGCAAUACGUGCAUAGCUCUGACAAGAGAAUAGUAAAACUUGAGGCACAGAUGGAACAACAGAUUGAGAGGGAAGAUAAGAGAAAACUCCACAUCAAUAUCCUUUUUGUUGAAGCCAUCUCACAGAUGUCUAAAUAUGCUAAAUUCCUCAAAGAGAUGCUAAGCAACAAAAAGAAAUUGGAAGAAUUUGAGAUAGUCAAAUUGAAUGAGGAGUGCUCAGAAAUAUUGCUAAGGAAGCUGCCACCUAAGCUUAAGGAUCCAGGGAGUUUUACGAUUCUGUGCACUAUAGGCAAUUCUUAUUUUGAUAAAGCGCUAUGUGAUCUAGGCGCUAGUAUUAAUCUAAUGCCAUUUUCUGUAUUUAGAAGGUUGGGUAUGCAAGAACCCAAGCCAACUUCAAUUUCUCUGCAGCUUGCUGAUCGCUCGAUAACGUAUCCUAGAGGCAUAGUGGAGGAUGUCCUGGUCAAGGUGGAUAAGUUCAUAUUCCCUGCAGAUUUCAUUGUUCUUGACAUGGAAGAGGAUGACGAAGUACCCAUCAUACUAGGAAGGCCUUUCCUAGCUACAGGAAGAACGAUAAUAGAUGUUCAGCAGGGGAAGCUUACAUUAAGAUUGAACGAAGAGGAAGUAGUAUUUAAAGUUUUUAAUUCACUUAAGCAUCCAUCUACCUUUGAUUCUUGUAAUUUUGUGUCAACUGCAGAUGUUACCUCCCUCUCCCUGAAUGUACCCCAGGUACAAGAUGGAUUAAUGAAAGAUGUAUUGGAGAGAAUACUUACAUUGGAAAGGAGGGAUUUGCACGACACUGAAGAAAUAAUAGAUGAGAUUUUAGCAUUGAACAGUGGGGUACCUGGAAGAUGGUUUGGGCGAAGGAUAUUUGAAGAUCUAGGAGAACACUCUCGGAAAAGAGCCAAGCCAUUAGUCGAAGAACCUCCUGAAAUAGAGCUCAAACCUCUUCCUUCGAAUCUUAAAUAUGCCUUUUUACACCCUCCAUCUCACUUACCUGUAAUUAUUUCUGCCAAUUUGAUAGGUAGCAUGGAGGACAAGCUUCUGAGAGUACUAAGAGAGAACAAGGAGGCUUUCGGGUAG